AUGAAUGUUUUUUGUUUUGAAAUUAGAGAUAAGAUGUUAUGUGUAGUCGCGUGGAUGUUUUUAGUGCAAAUCUGUGUUACUGGGUUAUUUGGGAUGACCAAGGCCGCCGAAGGAGAAGUAUUGGGUGCCAGAAAAGCUUAUGCGCGAAUUGAAGAGCUUAGUGAGUGGGACCAAGUUAUCAACCAUUCGAAUUGCUUAACAAUCAAAACAGCCAGUGCUAAGAUGCAAAGUGCAAGCAUACUGAACAAGAGCGAGACCAAGAACUAUCGUUUGAUUUAUCUGCAACUUGUGGAAAAGCGGCCCCCUGCUACAUUAGAAAACGAUAUUAAGAAGACCAUUGAUAUGUAUUUUUCAGAUUCAAAAUUAUCGUGUUCUGUUGGAUUGAUAGUUGAAUGGCGCGAUAAUCUGAACGAGAAGAAUAUGACCCUCGAAGAAAGCAACGAGUUGUUUCAAAAGGCCCAUCUAUUUGCUAAUAAUUCUUUCCUAUUGGGUAUCAAUCCCGCCGUGACCGGCAUGAAAAAUGAUAACCUGCAAGACGCCAAACAUUUUGCCCAUAAUCAACUCGGCACAUCUUACCAGAAGUUUCAAGAGAUAUACUGGUUGAUAGAGAAAGUCAACAGCGAAGUUAAAAAAGCUAACUUCAACCAUCUCUCUGAGCUGAUUCAUUCCCAAACCCUAAUUCUUGCUAUAGUAGUGUUGAAUCAAAGUAUAUUCGAAAUUGAUUUAUGCAGUAUCAAUCCCAAGAUCAUCCAGGGCAAAGCUCUGCAAUUAGAUAAGCUGGUGAUAUACACGCCGCAUGCGACAGUAGAUCCUUUCUUAAUGAAACGCGCUAAGAUUAAAACUCUUGUGAUUCAUUCAAACAUGUGGACAGAGUCACUGCGUAGCAUCUUUAAAACACACAACUUCUGCCUAGGAAAGAGCCAGAUGCAAAUUGGGUUUAAAGAGCCGAGUAACAACAAGGUCAUGGUGGUAAUGGAUGUUACCAUCAAGAAUUGGAAGAUCAAGGCUUUCAGCAUAAAUGUGGAGCCAACUGAACCUCAAGACUCAAUUGAAUUGCCGUCGGCGGAUAGCUACUGGACGUCAAUAGCCCUGCCGGCCAUAAUGCAUCUCAACACAAUUCUAGGGCUGGAUUGGGCUACAAUGCGCAAUGGACAGAUUUAUGCCCAUUAUAACCAUGGCAAGCAGCAGAUGGAGUUACAGGAGUUUUUGAAUUCCCCUGAGGUUAAACUGCUCAAAAAAGAAGAGUUGAUGUUUGAAGCCGGACAAAAUGUUAGUAAACAUUUGAAUGACGCGAUUAAGAAGAGAUCCGAUCUACCAGCGGCGAUAAAAUGCUUUCAGUCGAAUUUUGGGUCUUUCAAGAACCAAAGAAAUUCAAUGCCUCACAGCACACCACUUUUUGCUAGUAACUUGAAAGCCUAUCAAAAAGCUCUUAUCGACCUAAGCAAGCAUUUUGAUUUUGAUCCAUCGGUUCGACCGGCAAUACUAACCCAAUAUGAAGUAGAGCAUUUUCACCUGUUAGAAAGGGCACUUGUAUGCGCUCAAGAGGAAACCGACGACAUGGUCAGACUCCUUGAGUCCCUAUAUCCAAGCAACACAGCUAUCGAUUGUGCCCCAGGGGAGGAUAACGACCUCUCAUCCAAACAUACUCAACAAGAGACAAAUCCUCAUUCAGGUUAG
Molecule: messenger RNA, 1677 nt
Organism: Nematocida homosporus
Lineage: Eukaryota; Fungi; Microsporidia
Exons: 1
Coding region: 1-1677 (558 amino acids)
Source: RefSeq, a predicted model, not a curated record